CUGAUUUGUCACCCAUAUGAACUUUCGAGAAGUGUGAUAUACGCGAAUUUUGUCAAACUUCUGAAUGAUUUGUCUUUAAAAAUUACAAGAAAUUUGGUCUAAUGGCUAACGAAGAAACUGCAGCCCAAACGGGCGGUAAUGAAAUGCCAAUUCCAAAAAUAAAACACGACUGGUAUCAGACGGAAACUCAUGUUAUUGUUACAAUUCUUGCAAAAAAUUCAGAAAAUGUUAAAGUUGUCUAUGAAAAAACUACGUUAAGUGUAUCUGCCAUGUUACCAUCAGGAAAUGAAUAUACUUUGGAAUUAGAUUUAGCUCAUCCUAUUGUACCAGAACAAUGUUCACAUAAAGUAGUUCCAUCCAAAAUAGAAAUCAAACUAAAGAAACAAGAUGGAAUCAGAUGGACUGUUUUAGAAGGAAACCCAGUUGUACAAAACCCAGUGCAACCUAUACCUCGAGAGAUUCUACAAGCUGGUAACCAGCCACCAAAAUAUCCUAGUUCUAGUAAAAAGUCACGGGACUGGGAUAAGGUAGAAAAAGAAAUAGCAAAACAAGAAGCAGAGGAAAAACCAGAAGGUGAAGCUGCUCUUAAUGCUCUGUUUCAACAAAUAUAUGGCAGCAGUUCAGAUGAAGUUAGACGUGCAAUGAAUAAAUCCUUUCAAGAGUCUGGUGGUACAGUACUAAGCACAAAUUGGUCAGAAGUAAGCAAAGGUAAAGUUGAAAGAAAACCACCAGAUGGCAUGGAAUGGAAACCUUGGAGUACAUAAGACAGCUAAUACAGUUGAUAUUUAAAUUGCUUAUUAUUUAAAAAGAUAAUUUUAGUUUAUUUUCAAUGGAAAUACUUUCACAAAUAUUUAAAA
Osmia lignaria (orchard mason bee) is the source of this 857-nucleotide messenger RNA. RefSeq names its product suppressor of G2 allele of skp1 (gene Sgt1). The record is from RefSeq and is a predicted model, not a curated record. Lineage: Eukaryota; Metazoa; Arthropoda; Insecta; Hymenoptera; Megachilidae. Gene Ontology annotation, molecular function: protein-folding chaperone binding.